AAAAUGUCUUGCUACGAUUUGUGCCCCACCAGCAGCAACAUUGCCUGCCCCCAGCCCAUCGCUAACAGCUGCAAUGAGCCCUGUGUCCGUCAGUGCCCUGACUCCACUGCUGUGAUCCAGCCACCCCCUGUUGUCGUCACCUUCCCCGGCCCCAUCCUCAGCUCCUUCCCCCAGCAAGCCGUGGUGGGCUCCUCAGGAGCACCUGCCUUUGGGAACAACCUGGGGCUGGGAGGCCUCUACGGUGCUGGAAGCCUUUAUGGGGGCUCUCUUGGAUAUGGAGCCCAGUAUGGAUGUGGGAGUUCUGCCCUCUCCACGCUCAGCAGCGGCUUCUGCAGCCCAUUCUCCUCCCGCCGGUACAGCCGCUUCCUCCGCAACAGCUGUGGACCCUGCUAAAGGCAGCAGAAAGGUCUCAGAAGAGAGACAUGAAGACCCAGAUGCAGAGCAAUGAGGAUGGGGGUUCAGCAUUUCUGCAGCCCUGCAAUGGAGCUACUGCCACUUUGCAUUUCUGAUCUUUCUUCUACAUUUUGUUUAGCCUUCCGUUUCUAGUUGUUUGCUAU
This is a messenger RNA of Neopsephotus bourkii (Bourke's parrot), 557 nucleotides long. Its product is annotated as scale keratin-like. Gene Ontology annotation, cellular component: intermediate filament. Lineage: Eukaryota; Metazoa; Chordata; Aves; Psittaciformes; Psittacidae. The coding region runs from base 4 to 393 and encodes 129 amino acids. Gene Ontology annotation, molecular function: structural constituent of cytoskeleton. The record is from RefSeq and is a predicted model, not a curated record. The transcript has a single exon.